GAGCUGUCGCUGGCGGGUUCAGUGUAUCCUGCUGAGCUUGGAUUGCCCAACAGCAACCGUGCAAUGAUGACGAGGUUCGGAAGAAUAGCAUUGUGUCUUCUCUCCUUCAAAGGAGGGUCUCAAUCGUUUACCCUCCGAGCCCAUUCCGCGAUUCGACGGGCACCAGUAGGAAGGGAAAGGGUGGAUGGUGGUGGUAUUGGUGGGGGUGGAGUCAUCUUGAACAAGUCGGGUUACUCGGCAAGGUCGCGACUCUCGUCGUCCGUCAUCGUGGACGUUGAAAGCACGUCCACUGACGAGCCGGUGGAAGAUCUGAAAGCGAGGCUCUUGAGGGCAUCCGCUGGGGUAAAUAGAGGGCUCAGCUGCCGAGAGGGAGACCAGGAGGAAAUUUUGGAGAUCGUGGAAGAGCUCGAGAGGCAAAACCCGAAUCCGACGCCAAACGACGGUUUCUCGGAGGGCGCCUCUAUCCUUACGGGCGAGUGGAAGCUCAUUUUCACGUCCGCGUUGGACGUGCUGUCGCUGGGGCUAAUCCCAGGCGUGGAAGUCGGUCAGAUAUUUCAAAAUAUCAACGAGGAUGGGACCGAGAUCACGAACGUUGUUGACCUUCAGCCAAAGGCGGCGCCGGUGUUGGAGCGCUUCGCGGGCAGCACGUCGGCAAGACUAGAGGUCCUCGCCGCUGCUUCGUUGGAGGGAGACAAGCGCCUCACGCUCUCGUUCCGCCGCUCGCAGUACUCGCCGCAAACGCUUCUCGGUCGGGACGUGUCGGCGACGCUGCCUCCGUUCAAGGUCAGCUUCCCGGAGAUCCCCGGCACCAACGCCGGUUGGAUUGACACCACCUUCAUCGACGAAGAAAUCCGGGUCGCGAGAGCUUUUGGUGGAAAUCUGUUCGUUCUGGCUAGAGUCUGA
Messenger RNA from Ectocarpus siliculosus, 903 nucleotides. NCBI's taxonomy places the organism in Eukaryota, Phaeophyceae, Ectocarpales, Ectocarpaceae. The record is from the annotation of a GenBank genome assembly.